This is a messenger RNA of Formica exsecta, 3278 nucleotides long. RefSeq names its product sialin-like. Gene Ontology annotation, biological process: monoatomic anion transport; transmembrane transport. The record is from RefSeq and is a predicted model, not a curated record. Gene Ontology annotation, cellular component: plasma membrane. NCBI's taxonomy places the organism in Eukaryota, Metazoa, Arthropoda, Insecta, Hymenoptera, Formicidae. The transcript has 6 exons. The coding region runs from base 1398 to 2714 and encodes 438 amino acids. Gene Ontology annotation, molecular function: transmembrane transporter activity.
CACUCAAAUCGUUUCCAUAUAAUGACGUGGCAAAUACAAGGCGAUCUUGUUCGUAUUAUGGAAUCGCCACUCACGGUGCGAAUUACUGAAAGUUAAAACGCAUCCGCUUCCAUAAUCUAGUUCAGUGACUGUGUGACCAUCGGUCAAUUCGUGUCGAACUCCCUUUUGUAGAGCAACUCAGACGUUCCGUUAUAACUAGUUUCGAUAACAGUCGUGCAUGCGCCAUCAAAGUAUUCUAUCUCGUUGUCCGUCUUUUACCAUUUCUUUAUUACUGUGCACUUCUCUAUUAUUGUGCACUUAUCUGCUAUAUUCUGUUUACAUUUUGCGACAUUACUUAUACGGAGUAUUUUGAAACUAUCAUGAUUUAUUCACUGAAUUCUUUUAAUCUAAAGAUGACUCGUUAGCGAAAAUAUUUAAUCAACAGAUAUCGGUUGGUAAAAUCAGUUUUAUAAUUUUAACGAGUGAUAAUAAUUUUGAGACACCGUGUAGAUAUGGAGCAAAUGUUUUAAAUAUAAGCUCCAACAUCAUGAUAUCAGUUUUAUAAACUGGAAUUGCAUUAUAACCAUGUUGAUAAGAUGUGAGAGGGUAUAAAAAAAUUUUGUACUUUGCGGUAACACUUCAUUUUGCAAGAUCUAAUAAAGAAUAUUGUCAGUUUUUACAGAGAUUAUUGGAUUUGGAUAAGAACUUUAUCUCGCAUUCAGCAAACAAACAUAUUUAAAGAGCUAACAUUAAAAGUAAAAAUAUUGGAUAUUGCUUAAGCGUUGAAAGCGACAUUGAAAACAAACUGAUGUUUGUUAUAUAUCUUAUCUAAGGAAUACGAAAGACAUGUUCACAGAAAUAUCUGUCUUUUGUAUAAAAUAUCGCUUUUACAUCGCCGUUUGAAAAAAAAAACUUUUUUCUUCCGCGUAGCAACAUUGUAACCUUAAUAUAUGCAUGCAUCUGUUAUCGUUGACGUAACGUAUUUACGAGAGGAAUUGUAUGUAAGAUCGUAAAGCAUCGGACUAAAGACCGCGAAUCAGUGUAGUACGCUCUUCUCUUUCUCUCUCUCUCUUUCUCUCCCUCUCUCUCUCUCUCUCUCUCUUGCUGUUUAUAAUCUCGCGUCGAUAGGAAUCCAACUCCGCGUCGGCACACAAGUUUAAAAAAGAUAUUCGUGGAGAAGGAAUCUGGGUAUCAUCGUGUAUGGGUGCCGUCUCUUCGUCAGUGAUACACUUUGAUAGUCGUCAUCGAGCUGUUGAAUGCGCGAGCGAACGAGUGAAAUCGCGUGAAAUUCUGAACUGGUGAUCGUGUCGAUACGAAAACAAACGACACGAAAACAGUGACAUUGGUAACGAUUUGAAACGUGAUGAUCAUCGAUGUUGUCGACUCAUUAACCAAGGUCCUAUUGAAUAUUCCAAACGAUGGAGAUACGCGUACGGUAUUUGUUCGCUAUAAUGCUAUGCAUUGCGAACAUGAUCAUUUACGGUCUGAAAGUAAAUAUCGCGACGGCUAUCAUCGGCAUGGUGAAAAAAAAACCUGGCGUACCAGAUUGGUCGGAUGAGUGUCCAGAAUUUGAAGUUCCCGGAGAAACCGUCACCGAUAUUGAUGGUCCAUUCGAUUGGACGCCAAGUGAGCAAGGUCUGGUCGUUAGCAUAUAUUUUGCUGGAUAUCUCGUCGGUAUGUUUCCGUCGGGAUACUUGGCGGAUCGAUUCAACACCAAGUUUGUAUUGCUAUUCUGCGUGCUGGCAAACGGGGUUUUAACGAUAUUGGUACCGAUUACCGCGAGCAAACUGUACCUACUAUACGCUGUGAGAUUUUUAACCGGUCUCGUAAGCGCGGCGAAUCUUCCUAUAGUGAACGUUCUUCUGGGAACAUGGGUUGUGUACGAAGAGAAGAGCACGUGGGUCGGUAUCAUAUAUGCCGGCACGUCGCUCGGCACCGUGAUAUCUAUUCUUACCUCGGGAAUGAUAUUAAAUUUCGUGGGCUGGGAGGCUAUCUUUUAUAUCCACGGAAUAUUACCAUUGAUUUGGUGUGUCGUUUUUUAUAUAUUUUUCGCCGGUUGUCCUGAAGAGCAAAAGUACAUAACAGAGCAGGAGAGAUCAUUAAUAGUGGGUUCGUACGGUCAUCGUACGCCCGGUUCCAUGAAAAUGAAAGUCCCUUGGAAAAGUAUAUUCACGUCAGUGCCAUUUUUGGCACUAAUCGCCACCAAUUGUCUAGGCAAUUUUUGCUGGUAUUUCUUGCUCACCCAGUUGCCGCUUUACAUGAAUAAGAUUUUGAGAUAUGAUAUCGCAUAUGUUUCUGUUCUAGGCACCGUUCCGGCUAGCAUUUUUCUAGUUAUAAUCGCGUACAUUGGCUGCGAUCGCCUGACAUCGACCGUGCUGCUAACAUUGAGCAUAGUAGUCUGCGGUGCUAUAUUCGUCGGUCACCUCUGUAAUCAGAACGACCUGGCCCCGAAUUAUGCAGGAAUUCUCAUGGGUAUUACAAAUACCCCGGGCACCAUCUCUGCCUUUAUCCUACCGCCGAUAGUCGGUGCCCUCGUAUCGGAAGGACAUACUAUAGCGCGUUGGAGAGUCGCAUUCUGGAUUACCAUUGUCGCCCAGGUUUCGGCUUUCGUGAUAUUUGCGAUUUUCGGAUCAGCCAAAAUCCAACCGUGGAAUUACCCGCUACAGGAUGUUGAAAAUUGGGAGGCCGACGAAGUGCAACCGCAACAGCAGCAACAACAAGAAACGAAGACUUAAGUUAAGACUACUUUCGCACACAUAUGUAGUCUCCUUAUUAAAUAAUCCAGAAACAUUAUUUUUACAAAAGAAUCUAUUUUGUCUAAACAAAAAACUUUUGCAAGUUAGACAAAUUAUGCUAGUAUGUUGACAUAAUUUGUUAUAAAAGAAUCACAUAUGUUAAGAUCUUCGCGUGAUUUCGAUACAUGACGACUCAUAUAUUUACAUAUAUAAAUCUUUUUAUAUCUAGAUAUAACAUUGCCAAUCAUUUUUGAUAAUUCUGUUGAGAUUAAUCAGCGGAUCUAUAACUCAAUAUAACUUUACCAGCGUUUAUAUAUUAUAUAAAAAUGCCUUUAAUAUAUUAUCUACAUAUUGGUAAUAUUUUGUACAAUAUAUAUUUUUUUUCAUUAAGUAGCUCUGUUGAAAAUACAUAAUCUUUACAAGAUGUUAUCAAUGUCAAAGUUUUAGCUGCCUUAUGCGGGUAACAUUUUUACUAGAUCUUAUAUUGUCCUCGCAAAAAAUUUCAUAUAUAACUGCAUUUGUUAUUUGUACGAUUAUUUUCAUCAAUCUAAAUAUUUAAAUUAA